This is a messenger RNA of Miscanthus lutarioriparius, 1875 nucleotides long. NCBI's taxonomy places the organism in Eukaryota, Viridiplantae, Streptophyta, Magnoliopsida, Poales, Poaceae. The record is from the annotation of a GenBank genome assembly.
AUGCUGCGCCGGUUCAUGCGGGAUCUCCGCCCGCUGCGGUCUCUCGCGAGGGUCCCCAGACCGAUCUCCGGCGAGAGUCCAACAUUCCUUAAAUCUAGAAGCAACUCCACAAAGGCAGCUCCAAAGAGUUCUACACAGAAUGCUGCCCCAGGUCCUCAAGGACAACCUUCUCAGUCGGGAAGUAAUGUUUCAAAGCUUGUUCUUGGAACUCUUGUCGUUGUUGCAGCAGCUAUGGGUGCACAUCAACUUGGUUAUAUAGAUCUUCAAUUUAAGGACAAGAAAUUGCCUUUUAGCUUAAAGAAGGAAGAUGCUGUAAAGGUGUAUGAAGAUCUGAAGAUUCCUUCUGAACAGAAGGUUGACCAGACACAAAACGUGUCAGUACCAAACACUGAGAUUGUUCAAGAGGGUAAUAAUGAGGCUAAUACUCUAAAGGACGUUCGAAAUGACGGGGUGGGGGCACCAGAGGUUCCAACCAAUGGGGAUCAGCCUGUUCCUGCAAAGGAAAAGAAAUCAGAAACCCUAGCCCAUGAGACACAUCAAGUUCCAGAUGAACAUGGAUCUGAUACUAAAAUGCCAUCUGAAGAUUCUCCAGCAGUUGAGCUAAAGAGAGUUCCCAUCGAUGAUAAUGAAUCUGGUGAAGUUCCUCAUGAACAGCAAACUGAUAAGAUAGACAGCACAGUUCCUCCUGUACAGUCAACCCCAACAACAGUUAGUACUUAUGAUCACCCCACAGAUCCAGAUGCACCAAAGGAUCUCACUGGAGCUGUUGCUGUUGAACAGAAAUCUCUUGCUGAGACAUAUUUACUGCAAGAUAAACCUGAUGUUUCAAAAGAUGCAACCAUUAAGGAAAAAAGAAGUGAUGAAGUUGUUCGUGAAAAAACUUAUGAAGAUGGUAAGAUUGUACUUGAUAUCAUUGAGGCUAUUCAUGCUGCCGAAAAGAAGCAGGCAGAUGUAGAUGCAUACAUGUAUUCAGAAGAGAGAAGAAAGUUGAAGGAGAAGUAUGAAAAGGAGCUGAAAGACACCAGGGCAAGGGAACUAAUGUAUGCAGAGGAGGCAGCAAUUCUCGAUAAGGAGCUAAAGAAAGAGAAACUGAAGAAUGCUGCUGCAAUAAAGGAACUGCAAGAAAAGGCUGAACAAAAAUUGCAGGAUGAGCUGCAGAGGAAGGAUGAAGAAACAAGCCAACAAAUUGAGAAGGCUCAAGAGAUAGCAAAAGCUGAACUGGCUGCCGCUGUUGCAAAAGAGAAAGCAUCCCAGAUUGAACAGAUCGCUGAAGCAAACCUCAAUAUUGAUGCGCUGUGUAUGGCAUUCUAUGCACGAUCUGAAGAAGCUAGGCAGAGUCAUUCAGUUCAUAAGCUUGCUCUGGGCACUCUUGCUUUGGAACACGCUUUAUCCAGUGGAUCACCAAUCCGGUCAGAAGUGGAGCUAUUGCGUAAAUCUGUUGAAGGCAUUGACAAAGAUUCACUGUUAGAAUUGGCUCUUUCGUCGCUCCCGGAAGAUGUUUUAGAUUAUGGAUCAGAUACACGGAUGGGGUUGAAGCAAAAGUUUAACUCCUUGAAGGAAACUAUCAGACAUUUCAGCCUUCUACCAGCAGGUGGUGGUGGAAUCCUGGCACAUGCUGUUGCUCGUGUUGCUUCUUCAAUCAAGAUUAAAGGCGAUAACUCUGGAGAUGGCAUUGAGUCUCUUAUAAACAAAGUAGAAAGCUUGAUUGUGGAUGGAGACUUGAGUACAGCGGUUGAUGCCUUGGAGCAAGGAUUACAUGGAACUGAAGCAGAGGAGAUAGCUACCGAGUGGGUGAAGCAAGCCAGGAAACGCGCCAUUGCGGAGCAGACACUUGCGCUCCUUCACGCUUGUACUUCUUCGACCACGUUCUCAUGA